Diospyros lotus (date-plum) is the source of this 1305-nucleotide messenger RNA. RefSeq lists its product as uncharacterized. The record is from RefSeq and is a predicted model, not a curated record. Lineage: Eukaryota; Viridiplantae; Streptophyta; Magnoliopsida; Ericales; Ebenaceae. The transcript has a single exon. Bases 10 to 1125 code for a protein of 371 amino acids. Gene Ontology annotation, biological process: shoot system development; root development.
UGUAAGUAAAUGAAAAUCCCCCAAGCCCACAUGACCCUUAACCAGCUCCACUUAUUCCCGGAUCGGGGUCCCCCUCUCCCUCGUUCACUCUCCGCGUUCUGCCCCUCCUUUAUAAUGUCCCCCCAUCUCCAUUCCUGUCCUUCACUCCACCACCCCCAGAACAGAAUAAUCAUUCAUCUCCUCUCUCUCUCUCUCUCCGCCGCCGAUAUGUCCCCCGCCAAGAUAGUAGCGAAUUUCCGGCGCUCUCUUUCCUUCCCAAACCAUCCCAGCAGCAGCCACUCAUCAUCAUCCAAGCCACGCAAGACCUUCCACGUCCGCUCCACCAGUCUCCCCUGCAGAUCCCACCCAUUAGUCUCCUUCCUCAAGGACCACCUCCGUGAGCUCGUCUCCUGGGGAUCCCACCCCUCCCCCCGCACCCUGGCUUGGCUCAGCCUUGGCCUGACACGUCUCCGCACCGUCCUCGACUACCUCGACGACCUACUCCAGCUCCCCCAGACCCAGGACUCCCUUCUCCGCCACCACUCCCGCUGGAUCGAGAACCUUCUCGACGACCUCCUCCGCUUCGUCGACGUCUACGGAAUCUUCCAGACCCUGAUUCUGGCUCUCAAGCAGGAGCACUCCGCCGCUCAGGUGGCAAUACGAAGGCGAGACGAUUCCAAGAUUGCUCUCUACGUCAAGGCAGUAAAGAAACUCGCCAAUGAAAUGGGCCAGCUUGCUUCCGCCGUCCGGACCACCGGAGCCUUUCCUGCACUGACUCCGGAUGGAGAUGCCGAGCUGGCGGAGGUUAUCAGGGACGCUUAUGAGGCAACGGUGCUGGUUUCGGCGGCGCUCUUUAACGGCGUUUCUCUGCCCUUUGCGGCGCAGAAGUCGUGGUGGGUGGGGCUGAGGAUGGCGAAAAGGUCGAAGAGAUCAGCGAGGGCGGAGGAGGGCAUUCAACAGUUCCAAGCGGUGGGCAGAGAAAGCUUGUGGGGCUUGAGAAAGAAGGGAGAUGAAGAAGUGAGAAUGGUGCUAAAGAGAAUGCAGGAGCUGGAGGAUUGUAUCGCCGAAAUCGAAGUUUGCAGCGAGAGAGUGUUCAGGAGCUUGGUUAACACAAGGGUUUCGCUCCUCAAUGUCCUCACCAAAUAGACAACAAUGUUUUCAUCUUUUCCCCCUUCCUUUUUUUUUUUUUUCUAAUUUUUGUUUAUCUUCAGUGUCUCCUACAAAUUCCGACCAAAUUAUCACAAAAUUAAAACACCCUAUAAUGUAUGUAUACUGUACAGUUGCGGCUUCAAAUUCAUGAAAUUUCCUGAACAUUUGGUGUAUAUA